GAUGAAACGAUUUCCCAAUAGUUGACACCUGAGAACAACCAAGUAGCUCUAGACCCUAAUGAGUCAGUGCCUGUUGAGAAUAAUCAAGAAUCAAUGAUAUCAAAUCCUCAAGGUGCAACCGUAGAUGGUGCUGCCAUACCAAUUCCUCCGGAAAAAGCUCAGCAGGAUGGAUGGAAAAAUCGAACUAUUGAUAAUUUUAAUGAUGAUUUCAUAUACAGUACUCUAGAAUUGAUGGCAUUUCGUCAUGACAACCCAUAUUUAGGUAAUGUAUUUGGUAUCCAACAAUACAACAUCGUAAUCCAAAAUCAAAUUAUGCAGCUUUCAACAACUAAAAAUUUGGAAAAACAAUUGAAUGAUAUAAUCAUAAGCUAUAACAGCUUAAAUGAACUUAUAACGGGUAAAUAUAAAGAUUAUACAAUAGAGGAUAUAAAGAUUGUGAAUGAAGUUUUGAAGGGUGCCUGUGGUGGUGUUGAGAAGGUGCCAAAAAACUGCUCUUGCAACGAGAUGAUUCAGAGCAAAUAUAAUCGCUUUCACCAAACUGGGACCGAACACAGCAUAACAAACACCGCUUUUCGUGCACGGGCAGGUAAAAAUAGCAGUGGGCACAUCCGGACGCAGUGCCGAUCGAGAAACCCGCGAUGUUGCGGCCAGCUGAGGGGCGAGCGGCGACAGAGGCUGCUCUGCGGAACAGGCGCCCGCAAAGUCACCCGGUGAAACAGGGGUGACACGGGGACACAGCAAGGCGGAGUACUGAACACCAG
Molecule: messenger RNA, 761 nt
Organism: Ascoidea rubescens DSM 1968
Lineage: Eukaryota; Fungi; Ascomycota; Saccharomycetes; Ascoideales; Ascoideaceae
Exons: 1
Coding region: 94-714 (206 amino acids)
Source: RefSeq, a predicted model, not a curated record